AUGUUGUAUUUGAUGAUAUGUUUGAUGUUCAUCAGCACGUUGGCAAAGAGUUCCGAUGACGAUUUCCUUCUUGAUGUUGAAGAGGAUGACUUCGAGUUUGAAGAUGACUUUGAAGACGAAUCAUAUUUGGACGAUUUGGUGGAUGAGUUUGAGCUGUUUGAUGACGACGAUUUUAAUUUGAUUAAAGUUGCAAAGAAAGUGGGUAAAAAAAUAGUAAAGGGAGCUAAAUCACUGCUCGGGAUAAGAAGACAUAAACACUUUUACAGUCAUCUCUUUGGUCAUGGGUAUGGAUAUUCUGGUGCCUAUUUCAGUGCCGAUCGUUACCCAUUCAUUUACAAUCAUCCAAUGUACAAGUGGUAUUGA
Messenger RNA from Entamoeba invadens IP1, 363 nucleotides. RefSeq lists its product as hypothetical. The transcript has a single exon. The coding region runs from base 1 to 363 and encodes 120 amino acids. NCBI's taxonomy places the organism in Eukaryota, Evosea, Mastigamoebida, Endamoebidae. The record is from RefSeq and is a predicted model, not a curated record.